AGUCAGCUCCUGUUUGGCCCAAGACGAGGUCGCAGAUUCUAAGCAGCAGACCAAGAGUUGCAGGAGCUUUGGUAAGACCUUCGCCUUUGGUGGAAGGUCAUUCCUUGGUUUAGUCCAAGGCCAAAAUGGGUGACGAGUUCUUUGCUGGGAAGGCUGGCCCAGCAGUGACUUCUGCCGCCGCAGCAGCUGCGGCCAACGCUGCCAGUGCCGGCAGAGGUGCGAAUCCUUUGCCAGGGAUCCCUCCACAGAUGCCGUUCGAACCAUUCGACAUGAAUGAUGCGCAUCCGAUGAAAGUUCCUGUACCAAGCGACGGGCGAGGUAAAAAGGGAGGCGGAAGGGGAGGAGGCGGAAGAACACCUCAUCGUAAGGCAGCCCCACAGCCACCCCCACCACCAUCUUUCCAGCAAGCUGAGUGGGAUGCAUCAGCAUUUCAGCAGGCGAUUCCUCCAGCAUAUGGCAUACCGGCUGCAGCUGGGAUGGCAUACCCACCGGCACCAGCAGCUGGAAUGGCAGCACCGUAUCCCGUGCCAUGUCCUCCCAUGCCGGGUCCUAUGCAGAUGUAUGGGAUGACUGGAAUGAUGCCGUUUAUGUACCCUCCAAUAGCUUACCCACAUAUGCCAAGCUCUUCCCCGCCCCAACCACCGGAGAAAACCAAAAAAACGGGAAAAAACCAACAAAACGCGCAAAGCGCUCCAACAGGCAAAGAGGGAAAGAAGCGCCGUGGCAAGGCCAAGAGCAAGGAACCGUCCACGCCAGAGGCAAAUCCCGAUUGCAGCGAUGAGCUCCUUUCAGUACGCAACGCGCAGAGCAACGGUCUCAAGGCAAAGCUUUCCUUUCAGGAGGUCCUGCCGCACCUUCUUGAGUUUGCUCAAGAUCAGCAUGGAAGUCGCUUUCUACAAGGAAAGCUGGACGAAGCAAGCCCAGAGGAAAGACAGGAAGCUUUUGCAGUCAUUUGUGCGGAUGAUGCCAGCCCAGAUGCUGUCUCACUGGCCAAAGAUGUGAGUGGCAACUUCGUGGUGCAAAAACUCUUUGACAUAGGAACUCAAGAGCAAAAGAAGAAGCUGGCUGAGAGACUUCAACCGGAAGUUGCAAGCCUUUCAAAGGAUAAUUAUGGAUGUCGAGUUGUGCAGAAGGCAAUUGGUGCUGUCUCCAAAGACCUGCAAGUGAUGCUGGCUUCGUCGUUGCAGAGCAAUGUCACGGAAUGCAUCACCAACAUGCAUGGGAAUCAUGUUGUUCAGAAGUGCAUCGAGCAGAUGCCUCCUGACUCAGUCAGCUUCAUUAUACAUGCAGUGCAGGCGGAUACGGCGGCACUGGCUUCUCAUAUCUAUGGCUGCCGGGUUAUCCAAAGGCUGCUUGAACACUGCGCAUCUGGACAGCUUACUGAGAUGUUGGACAGGAUUUUAAGCAACAUCGAAGUGCUUUCCAAGAAUCAGUUUGGAAACUAUGUUGUGCAGCACAUGCUUGAGCACGGGCGAGUGCAGGACAAGGAGCGGAUCAUUGAUGUGGUGAAAGCUAAGAUUUUGGAUUUUGCCAUGGACAAGCAUUCAAGCAAUGUCGUUGAGAAGUGCUUCGAGGCUUCGACGAUUGGAGAGCAUGCUAAAGAACUUGAGGGAAAGCGCGCUCAGCUGGUUGAUGCUGUGUUGGGGCAACCUGGUGAUGUCAAUAGCCCUUUGUGUGAGAUGAUGACACACAGGUAUGGAAAUUAUGUUGUCCAACGGCUGAUGGAGUACAGCCGGGGAACGGAAAGGGAGCGCAUCUAUCGAACCCUGAGCGCUUUGCCGAUUGAUUUCAAGUCGCACCAACAUGGUAUGCACAUCAUGAAUGCGUUGCAGAAGGAUUUUAAAGAGUUCAACCAAGAUGUCAGCCUUGGGUAGCUGCGAUGCCACAUCACAAGCAUAUUUGGCUGCAGCCGGCCGAAUGUGAGCAGAGAACCUGGUGUACAGACUGCAAAUCAAAAAUCAGAGGGCUCAAGGUGCCCCAUGAAGCUGGAGCCAAUUCCGAGGCCGUGUUUGGGACGACAAAUUUGCGGAUUCCAGAGAAUCAG
Molecule: messenger RNA, 2044 nt
Organism: Cladocopium goreaui
Lineage: Eukaryota; Dinophyceae; Suessiales; Symbiodiniaceae
Source: the annotation of a GenBank genome assembly